AUGGUAUCCGUGAACCGAGCUGUGCCGUCGGAGCAUCCUGGGCAACCAUCAGUCGCAGAGCUGAGCCAUGCUACUUCUCCUGGCGCAGCCUCAUCAACUUAUUCGAUCCUGUCACAGAAGCGAAAGGUUCUCGUUCUUUGCCUGGCCUCGUUUGCGGCGACCUUUCCACCUCUGUUAUCGUUCAUAUUCUUUCCCGCCAUUAAUGACUUAUCUCAAGCACUUCAUGUAUCUGUUGGAAAAAUCAAUCUAACCAUCACUUCCUACAUGAUUGUUGCUGGUCUCGCCCCAGCAGUCCUGGUAGAUUUAGCAGACAAGAUUGGACGAAGAAUAGUGUAUCUUUUCAUGAUGAGCGUCUACUGUAUUGCCAGCGUUGGCCUUGCACUGCAAAGUGGCUGGACGGCGCUGUUCUUGCUUAGAAUGCUCCAAAAUGCUGGGAGUGCUGCCGCCAUUGCAAUAGGAUACGGCGUGGUAUCCGAUAUUGCUCCCCCCUCCGAACGUGGUAGAUUCCAUAGUCCCAACAUUGCAACGGCCGUCGGUCCUAUUCUUGGCGGCGCUCUUACCAGCUAUCCUGGUUGGCGCGGGAUAUUUUGGUUUUUGUCCAUCUUGUCUGGAACGUGCCUAUUUCUUACUGCCCUGAUUCUUCCAGAGACAGCUCGAUCAGUUGUAGGCGACGGGUCUGGGGAAGUUUCUGGUCUUCGUCGAUCCUGCAGCAUCGGGCGAGAUAACCGCUUCGUGGCGCGGUCGAAUCCGCAAUGCCAACCUUGUGCAACAAACUUUCCUCCCCGCCUAACGAUAAUAGACCAUCUUAGAGGGUACCUAAUCCUAGUUUAUAUAGACCGUGGCUAUAGCGCUGAUCCUGGGCUGACGGUCAAUCUGCCCUGGAGAACUCGGGAUCCCGUCCGCUCUCCCAAAGAUACACCAGUGAGUAGAGUCUUACCUAGUAUGGAGAGUCGCAUUUUGACUAAGCACCGGUGGGAAGGAGGCGGUCCCAUAUUAUCUCCCGCAAUGCCCGAACCGUUAGCUGAGAAUCCCGUCUCCGUUUCUGGCCCCUGGCCCGGUCGCUGUUACGCGCCGAAAGGACAGAGCCCGGAUGUGGCCAUAAACGACGGCGGUUAA
Messenger RNA from Colletotrichum orchidophilum, 1116 nucleotides. RefSeq lists its product as uncharacterized. Gene Ontology annotation, biological process: transmembrane transport. The record is from RefSeq and is a predicted model, not a curated record. The transcript is spliced from 3 exons. Gene Ontology annotation, molecular function: transmembrane transporter activity. The coding region runs from base 1 to 1116 and encodes 371 amino acids. Lineage: Eukaryota; Fungi; Ascomycota; Sordariomycetes; Glomerellales; Glomerellaceae.